AUGAUUGAAUUACCAGAUUUAUUUCAUGAAAAUCGAAUUCCUGAACUAACAUUAUCUUUAAUUCUCUAUAUACCCAUUGGCCUUUGUCUUGUACUAAUUCGUUCUGUUAUACUACUUCUCUUAUUCGUAAUUUCUUCUAUAUUUCCCAAAAAUUCAUCUUUGAAUCAACUUCUAAAUGAAGUUAUUAGCUUAAUAUUAACAUUUUCGUAUGAAAAUCAAACUGUUGGAAAUGAAGAAAAAGAUAAUAGAAGGGCAGCGAAAAUUCUUGUUGCUAAUCGAGUAUCUUUAUUCGAUGAAAUUGUUAUUCAAAGAUUUAUUUGCAAUACAAAUUGUAAAGUGGUCAAUCUAUGGAAAGAAAAUACUUGGAUUACUUGGUUAAAAUUAAAUACAAUUGAUUCAUCUCGAACACAAGAAGAUCUAUUAGAUUUAUGUAAUAAUGAAAUUCAGCAUUCUAAUUCUCAACUUAUUUUUUUGCCUGAAUAUGAAUCAACAACUGGCACUGAUGGUUUAUUAAAAUUCAAUCUUCUACCAUUUACACUUGCACAAAAACGUCAAUUAUCUGUUUUACCCAUAUGUCUUCGUACCUCUCGUGCAUUUCAAAUUCGAACUAGUGUUUUCAAUAGUCAUCCAUUUGCUGAUCUUUUUUGGUUUUUAUUUAGUCCUUAUACUAAAUUUCAUAUUAAUUUUUUACCAGUUGUUUCUCCAACAGAUUCGUCUUCCGAUGAAGUUUUUUGUGAAAAAGUACGAGAGAAUAUGUGUCGAACAAUGAAUAUAGAAAUGACCCAAUUUGAUGUACGAGAAGUAGAUGAACUUAAAAAACGACCAGAUCUUUUGCAACGUCGACAUGAGCAACGCCGAGCUGAAUUUCAACAAAUGAUUCAGCUUGUUCAUCAACAAGUACCUGUUGCAUCAGUAGAAGCUAUUCGAUAUGACCUUGAAACGACAAAAAAUGUUCAAAAAACAAUUGCAAAUUUAAAUGAACGUGUUGCUGCUGCAGCUCGAGCAGCCAAUAAAUCAUCAUCAUCAACAACUACUACAUCUACAGGUGCAAUGACAAAUUCUUCCGGUGGCAAUGGUCAUCGUCAAACAUACGAACGAUUAAAACAAGAAUUAAUUGAAAAAAAUCGGCAAUUAUUUUUGAAUAAAAACUGUAAUUAA
Messenger RNA from Adineta steineri, 1158 nucleotides. The record is from the annotation of a GenBank genome assembly. NCBI's taxonomy places the organism in Eukaryota, Metazoa, Rotifera, Eurotatoria, Adinetida, Adinetidae.